AUUAAUAUCCAUCGUACUUAUAAAAAAGAUUAAUAAAAAAAAUAAUAAAGUCUUCUUUCAAAAAUUAUAUUUUUGUAAACUAAAAUGAAGCAAAAGCUGGGAAGACCUCCAUUGAUUUAAAUAGAGUUUAAUGAAGGUAUUAAAUAGUCUAAUUUAGAUAAUAAUUAACAAUAAAACCAAUUUUCUACAAUAGUUAAUUAGUAAGGCUUAAAAGAGGGCAAUCAAGUUAAUUCUCCUACUCCAAAUUUUACUUCUCCAUCUAAUAAGUAGCAUUAGUAGUAAAUGCCUCAAGGAAGUUAUUAUUUUUCUUAGUUCCAUUAGCACCUUGCACCUUAAAGCAAUCCUAACUAAUAAGAAAUUUAUUAUAAUGAUAAAAAUGCUCAAAGCAUGCAGUUUUCAAAUUAAAUUCAACCAUUUUCUUAAUAUUCUUCAGGAUAACAAUAAAUUUAUUAAAAUUAAAAUCAAAAUGAAAGCAAUAAACAAGAAUUAGUCUUUAAAAAAAAUAUGUAAAACGAAAUAAAUGAUUCAAGUGUGUAUCAGAGUUCUUAAUCACCUUAUUAAUCUGAAAUUUAAAAUUAAUACAAUGACUAUUUGAUCGAAUAGAAAUACUAACAGUAUGUAAGUGGAUAAUCAAAUGAUUCAAUUCUAAAAAAGAAUUAAUCAAAUGGAUUUGAUACUUAAUCGAGUCAACAGACCAAUAGCAAUAGGGAUAUUUCCCCUCAAAUAAAAGGAAACUAAUCUAAAUAUAAAGGAAGCGAAGUUACUGAUAAUAGAAUUAAAUCAAUAGCAAAUGUUAACAAAUCACUUGUUAGAAAUUCCUCAUCAAGCAAUAUCGUUAUUUAGCCUUAAAGAAUUUAAGUUGAUAUGAGCGAAUUUAUGCUUAAAAAGCCUCCUUAACCACCUUCUAACAGAACUCCUUCAGGAAGAGAGUAAAACUCUCAAAAUAAUAUUAAUAAUAAUAUGAAUGAAGGAUUAAGCUUGUUAAACUUGACUCCAAAGUCUUAGUACCUCAAAAUAUCUUCAUCUUCAAAGUCUCCAUCCCAUAAAAAGACAAAGUCUUUAAUGGAUUUUAUUAAAAAUGGGAUAUCUAAUAGUACAAAAAAUUUGAAUAGACCGCUAAAAGAAAAUAAAUCAGCUAUGAAUUAAAAAGAAAAGUUGAACCAAAGCAAUUAAAACAACAGUUAGAAAAAUAUUUCAGAGGGAAGAAAUUAUAGCAGCAACUCCAGAAAAUAAAAUUUAAAAAAUGCUUAGGAAAAUACUACCUCUUAAAAUUUGAAAGUAAGUAACUUCUAUUCAUAGACUAAUAGAAGUGGAGCAAGCACUACUAAUUAAACAGUCUCGCCUUUAACAAGCCCUAAUACUUUAAACUAGUAAAAAUAAAAUAACUAAAGUAGCCAUAAUAUUUAAGCUAGUUAAGAAAAAAAAAAUAACAAAAAAAUAACAAAUUAGCGUACAUAAUCUACUUCAAACUUACAUCAAAAUAACUAGUAAAUAAAAUUCUCUCCACCAUCCAAAAAAGACACAAUAACUCAAAAUGGUGAAAUAAAUCAAAACGGAAUACUUUUUAAAAAUUCUACGAAGGCUAUUUCAAUUAAACAAAAGGUUUUAUCAGACAGUAAAAAACAAAAAUCAUCUAAAAGUUCUAGAUUUGCAACAGAGGCAGAUAAUGCAGAUUUAAAUGAUUAUGAUGACGAAAAUUUAAGUGAAUAAGUUGAAAUUAACAAAGUAUUAAAAAGUAAUGAAUAAUCUCCUAAGAAAAAUCUAGACUUGCAAAAUAAAACUAAUCAGCAAAAUGAUAUUCCUGAAAACAGUUUAAUUUACCGCUAAAUGAUGAUUACUUAAUCACAAAUAGGAAAAGAGCAUCCCACUCCUUCUUAAAUUAAAUAUUUAUAAUCAAACUAAAAGAAAAAAUACUUUGAAUAAUAGUCAGAAAAUGUUGCUGAUGAAGAAAAGAAAGAUAUAGAAAAUGCAUAAAAAAUUUUAAAUUAAGUCUAAAAAGAUAAUUUAGUAAUUUCUUAGUAAAGUUCUAAUAAAAAAAGCUCAAAUGCCUAUGGAACUGAUAGUUUAUGGCAAGAUAAUAUUGAAGAUUCAUUCUAAAAUUAUUAAAAUUAUCAUUCAAUUUAAAAAAUACCAGUUUCUUUAGGAUUUAAUGGAUUUAAGUAGGUUAGAGAAAGCCAGUCAUUAAAGUCUGGCUUAACCUAGUAAAUUAACUCAUAAAAUACUUUAAAUAGCACAAAGAAUAACAACAGUAACUACUAAACAAAUUUUGCUAAUAAUGCUAAUAACUAGACACUUCAUAGUACAAUUGAAAACGAAUAUUCUACAAUAUAAAAAGUUUAAGGUAACUUCUUUAGCAAUUCUACAAAUGCCAAUUAAACUGCGAAUCCGAUAUUGCAAUUAAAUGCCCAAACAGUAGAGCCUUAAUUGCCUUAGAUUUUAUUGGAAUAAUAAGAAAAUAUCAAACGUAGUAAAAAGAACGAAUCACUGCAAACAAGCAGUGAAAAGCAUCUUCGUGAAAAUUAUCCUUUUUUCCUAGAAAAUUCAGAUUCAAAAGAACAAGGCAGAGACUAAAAUGAUAACUUAUAAAAUUAGUUUGAAGGCAUGAUUAAUUCAAAUGAAUAAAAGUCAUCAAAUGUUUCUCUUAUUCCUAUUACAAAUAUAAAUCCUUAAUAUACUGAAAAUUACUUAAUUUAAGGUAAUUCAAACAGAAUUUUGCAAUAGCUUUAAAAUAUGGGAGCAGGAAAACAGAAUUAUUUCAGAAAGGAGUAAUCAGGGAUCAAUGAAUAGAACUAAUAAAAUUUAAAUUAAAAGAAAGACUCAUAAUUAGAUUACGAUUAGAGUGUGAUGGUUUUUUAGAGUAGCUAAGACACUUUGAAAAAAGAAAAACUUGAACAAUAAGACCAAGGCUCAACAGGAUUGAAAAAAUUAAACAAUCAGAAAAGCAAUAAUGAAAUAAGCGAAUUAAGUUUUGAGGCUAAAAAUAUUGAUAAUUCUUUGAAGAAUUUGUCAAGUAUAGAAACAAAUACUAUAAACUCUUUGUAAAUGUAAAAUAACUGCUUUAAUUUAAUAAGCAGCACUCCCAACAAUAACCUAAGUUCAAGCUACAUGUACAAUCAAGGUGGCUUGUAAACACCAAAGCAAAGCUAAAAUAAAUUCAGUGUUAUGAAAAUUAUUGAUAAUACCAGUAUCCCUAUUAGUAAAUAGAUUAUAAAAUAAGAUGCUGUUGUUAUCAGUAAGACUAGUAGCUCAAUAAAUGCUUCGCCUUAAAGUAAUUAAAGAAGCAACAAACACUAGAUUAGCCCUACUUCUAAUGCAAAACUUAAUAAAAUAAUUGAACAGAGAUCACUCUCACAAGAAAAAGGUUUAACUUCAAAAAGUUUAGGAAAUUUUGCACCUUAACAGUUUAUCAACAAGCAGAUUUAUGUUUAGGAUAAUUCAUAGUUUAAUCAAAACUUAAUUAAUUAAUCGAUUGUUUCAACUCCUUAUUAAAAUUAUAGCAACAAUAAUUUAUCAUCUAUGAACACCUUAGAAAGGCAUAAAGUUAUCAAUUAAAAUUUAAAUAAUCAAAAUUAAAAUAUUUGUUAUGAAUCUUAUUAAUUGCCGAAUUAUCAACAAACAUCGGUUGGAACAGAUAGGUAGGCUCUAAAUUUGAUGACUACUCCAAAAUAAUAUAAUAAUAGCUAAGCCUUGCAUUUCUUAACAAGUGAUUGCUCAAGCUACAGAGUUGAUCCCUUGUAUUAAUAGCAGAUUAAUUAGUAUGCCCUUUAAAAAUCAAGUGAAUUUAAACAAAUCCCUGAAACAACAACUGAUUUAUAAAGAAUGCAGACAGAUUAAUCACUAUUUGAGUCAUACUAAUAUUUACCUUAAAGUUUAAAUUAGCUACAUUCUACCAAAAAUUAAGAUGUGAGAAGCUCAUUUCCAUAUUUGAGCAUUUAAAGUUAAAACAAAAAUACAAAUUAAACACAAUAAAUUGGAAAUCAUAACUAUCAACAUUAAUUUUUUCAUCCAAUCGAUAUCUAAUUAGAAUAAAAAGAGAACAACCAAUCUUUCUAAAAUUACAAUAACAGCUCAGAGUUUUUAAGGUAGUAGCAAAUAGCGAAUUAUCAAAAAUAAUAAGAUAAUAGUGGUUAUUAUUGUGGUAAUUAAUAAGAUAAUUAUGAAAAAUAAGUAAAUGAAAUAGAUUAUGGUGGCAAAUAAUUGGAGUCUUAAUAUUUAAUGUAAAGAUUGAAUUAAAUAUCAAAGCAGCAGUAAUAAUAAUUAUAAUCAAAGCAAUAAUAAAACUUGAAGUCAAAAUAAAAUCUAUCUAAACAUUCAAAUAACUAAACAAUAGACUAAUCUAAAAUAGAAAGGAGUUUUAUUACUACUACAGAAGAGCUUGGUGCUGAGCUUUAAGAAAAUAAAAUUUCUACAAAUAGACUGAAGCAGCAUGUAUAGUGUCUAGAAAAUCGCAUAAGGAAACUAGUCAACGAAGAUGAGAAUUUGGAAAGAAAAUUGCAAUUGAUUACAUAGAGAAAAGAAGAUAUGAGUUAAAUAAAAAUGAAAAACAAAGAAGAUAACUUAAGAUUACAGAAUUUAAAAUAUAGACAAUAAGAAUAAAUUAAAGAAAUGAAGAGGAAAAUAUCUCAAGGUAGAAUCUAAUCAAAAGAGAGAUUAGAAUAGAGUAAAAUGCAAUUACAAAUGUAAAAAAGGCAUAUUGCCAAUUAAGUUAAAGAAGUGAAUUAAUCUAACAAAUCUUUAUUAGACGAAACGAGAAACUAGGAAGCUCUUAGAAAUAGCUUUAUCAUCAGUAGUAUAAAAAAUUUAGAGCGUAAACUAGUUGAAGACAAAACAAACAGAGCAACUCAAGCAUUGCAAUAAAGUAAAAUUAGUUAAAUGAAUAAAAUAGAAUAAGAAUAAGAAUAACAAGAAGAGCUAAAAAUGAAAAUCUAACAACUUGAGUAAAUUGAACAGUAAUUGAUUGACAAUCUCGAAUAAAAAUACGAAUAAAAUAAAAGCUUUUUGUAUGUUUGA
Messenger RNA from Tetrahymena thermophila SB210, 5010 nucleotides. RefSeq lists its product as hypothetical. NCBI's taxonomy places the organism in Eukaryota, Ciliophora, Oligohymenophorea, Hymenostomatida, Tetrahymenidae. The transcript is spliced from 3 exons. The record is from RefSeq and is a predicted model, not a curated record.